Molecule: messenger RNA, 5443 nt
Organism: Petromyzon marinus (sea lamprey)
Lineage: Eukaryota; Metazoa; Chordata; Hyperoartia; Petromyzontiformes; Petromyzontidae
Product: A disintegrin and metalloproteinase with thrombospondin motifs 7
Biological process (GO): proteolysis; extracellular matrix organization
Cellular component (GO): extracellular matrix
Molecular function (GO): metalloendopeptidase activity
Source: RefSeq, a predicted model, not a curated record
CUGUGGGCCCCAAUGCAAGAGGAACCCUAGACAUACAUUCAAACUCGCCUCCCAACUAGCAUGCACCCCCAACCCCACUCGUGCGAGCACGCCUCCUCCCUCCUGCUAAAGCAGCACAACCGGCGCGUGUGUACACUCGCACCAACUCAACUGUACUCCCCGCCAUGGGAAAGGGCCACUGACACACGCGGAACUCUUCCCUUCUUUUGUGUCGUUAUUGGAUUUUUGUUUUCUUGCAGGCGGCUUUAACCCCACCCACCCACCCACCUCUCCGCCGUCCUUUCCUGCGUGAACCUCGUACAUGGGGCGAAGGGGCAGUCCCCUGCCACGUUGGCCUGACGGUGUCAGGGGGUGUCCUGCAAGUUUCCGCCGCUGCCGCGUGCCAUGCAGGAGAGCUGGGGGUGCCACGCGCCCAAGGGGCCCAGCUGUGCGCGCGCGCGGCCACCGCUGCUGCCACCACUGCUGCCACCACUGCUGUUGCUGCUUUGCCUCCGCACGUGGUGUGCGCCGCUCGGAGAAUUUACAUUCCCAGACCAACGUCAAGAACGUUUCUUAAGAAGUCUACAAGACUUCCAAGUGGUGUACCCCUCGCGAGUCGACGGUUCAUUGCGCUUCUUGUCGCACGACCUGCUUUACCACGAGCCCCUCCAUCAACGUGACCGGUGGCAGGUGCCAGCGGACGCCUCAUUGCACUACGUAUUCGAGCACGAUGGCAGGCAGCUACACUUGAACGUGACACUCAACAGUGGCCUGUUGUCGGCCGGGUACGUGCUGGAGCGACAGCAGGGUAAGACCCACCGCCAGGGCUCCAGAAACACGUGCCACCACACUGGAGACAUCCUGGAGGGAGCGGCUGUCCGAGGAGCUGUUGCUGUCAGCACAUGUAAUAGUUUGACUGGGGUUCUUUCUUUCUCCCAUGGAGAGCACUACUUUAUAGAACCAGUCCGUGGUGUCGUCAGAACAGAGGGAUCUCCACAACCACACGUAGUCUACAAGCGUGACCCAGCAAGUGGCCAUCACGUCAUCUCCAAACGUCACGCCCUCGUGCACCCUUCACCUUCAGGCGCGGCGAUUCCUGGAAAUUCCACCUCAACAAAGGGAGCGUCGUGUGGCGUGACGGAUGCCCCAGGGCACGCGCAGAGUGUGGAAAGGCAGCGGGAGAGGUGGCAGCGGAGGCACGGGCCUCGUCGAAGAAUCGCCCAGAGGUCCACAAGCACGGAGCGCUGGGUGGAGACAUUGGUGGUGGUGGAUCCCAAGAUGGUGCAGUACCAUGGAAGGGACAACAUCGAAAAUUACAUCUUUUCCAUCAUAAACAUGGUGUCUGGAUUAUAUCACGAUGCGAGCAUUGGGAACCCAAUAAACAUUGUUCUGGUCCGACUUAUCAUUUUGGAAGAAGACCAAGAAGGUUUAAAGAUCGUGCACCAUGCUGACAAGACUCUGGCCAGCUUCUGUAAGUGGCAGAAGAGCCUCAACUCCAGGCAGGAAGAGUCCAACGCAACUCGGCACGAUAUUGCAGUGCUUGUGACUCGAAAGGACCUGUGCGUUGGGAUGAAUCGGCCGUGCGAGACCCUGGGACUGUCCCACGUGUCGGGCAUGUGCCAGCCACACCGCAGCUGCAACAUCAACGAGGACACAGGUCUCCCUCUGGCCUUCACCGUGGCUCAUGAGAUGGGGCACAGCUUUGGGAUUCAGCACGACGGGCAAGGCAACGACUGUGAGCCGGUGGGCAAGCGUCCAUUCAUCAUGUCCCCGCAGUUACUGUACGACACCAGCCCCCUGACGUGGUCACGCUGCAGCAAGGAGUACAUCACCCGUUUCCUUGACCGAGGCUGGGGAUUCUGCCUGGAUGAUGGCCCAGCAAAGCCUCAUGACUUGUCCGUGCCAUCCCUGCCUCCCGGGAGCCUCUACGAUGUCAACCAGCAGUGCCGGCUGCAGUAUGGGCCGGACUCACGCUUCUGCGAUGGAGUGGACGACGUGUGUCGCACGCUGUGGUGCACCGUGGGAUCUACCUGUCACUCCAAGAUGGACGCUGCAGUCGAGGGGACCAAGUGUGGCGAGGAUAAGUGGUGCUUCCAUGGCGAGUGCGUGACCGUAGCUCAACGCUCGGGCUCCGUAAACGGCGACUGGGGAGCGUGGAGCUCGUGGUCGCACUGCACGCGCACAUGUGGCGUGGGCGUGCAGUCAGCUCUCCGCAAGUGCAACAACCCCACGCCUCGCUUCGGCGGACGAUACUGCGUGGGCGAGCGCAAGCGCUACCGGACGUGCAACGUGCAGCCCUGCUCCGCGGACGGCCUCUCGUUCCGGCAGAUGCAGUGCAGCGAAUUCGACACGGUGCCCUACCGCAGCGGGCUACACAAGUGGGCGCCGCUGUUUGGCACAGCAAACUCGUGUGAGCUGCACUGUCGACCUAUGGUGGGAUAUUUUUCCGAGAAGAUGCUGGAUGCCGUGAUUGAUGGAACCCCCUGCUACGAAGGCAAUGCGAGCCGGGACGUUUGCAUUGAUGGCAUCUGCAAGAACGUAGGAUGUGACUACGAGAUCGACUCCAACGCCAUGGAGGACCGCUGUGGAGUCUGCCAGGGUAACGGUUCCUCCUGUGAGACUGUCAAGAUGACCUAUGAAGAGACGGAGGGGCUCGGCUACGUGGACGUGGGCCUCAUCCCCGAGGGGGCCCGUGACAUCCGAGUGGAGGAGGUAGCGGAGGCCAGCAACUUCCUGGCACUGCGGAGCGAGGAUCCCGCGCGCUACUUCCUCAACGGGGACUGGGUCAUCCAGUGGAAUGGAGACUACAAGGCAGCGGGCACCACCUUCACGUACGCACGCAGCGGCAACCUCGAGAACCUCACCGCGCCGGGCCCCACCAUGGAGCCCGUCUGGAUACAGCUGCUUUUCCAGGAGAAGAAUCCAGGCAUUCGCUACGAGUACACCAUCAGGAAAGACACCGACUCCGACAACGACAUUGCUCCUCCUGAGCUCUUCUGGCACUACAUGCCGUGGUCUAAGUGCACAGUGACGUGUGGAGCAGGUGUGCAGCGGCAGACAGUGAGCUGCCUAGAGAGGACGGCUGGCAUCGUGGAGGAGAAAUUCUGCAAUUCCACAACACGACCGGACGAUCGCCAACGUGCGUGCAACGAGCAGGACUGCCCCUCCCGGUGGUGGGCAGGAGACUGGCAGAAGUGCUCCGCCACGUGUGGACGUAAUGGCACGGCGCAUCGCACAGUCCUGUGCUUGCGCAGCAUCGGGCCGGAUGCACAGAAGGCUCUCCCCAACUCCGAGUGCCAACAUCUGCCCAAGCCCAAGCUGCAGAGCUCCUGCAACCAGCACGUGCCGUGUCCCUCGCGAUGGGUGGUCGGCAACUGGACUGAGUGCUCGGUGACGUGCGGUGGUGGAGGUGGGAAGAGGACGCGCUCGGUGGAGUGCGGUGACGACGCUGGCGCCACCUGUGACCGUGACACGAGACCGUCCUCCGAGCGUGCCUGCAGCACGUCGGCGGCCUGCUCUAUUGGCGGAAAUGAGGCAAACUCCGGCGGUCCCCUGAAAAAGCAAAACAGCAGCUUCCUGGGCAAGCAAUUUGACGGCCUCGCUAAUCGCGGAUUGGAAGGCGGCCAGCUGCCCAUUACGCAAGGGACUGUGCCUUCCUUUGUUGCACCCCAAGUCUUUCCAUCUAAUAAUGUGUCAUCAGGUAAUGGUGACUAUUAUGUGCAGCCCACUACAGAAUCCAUAGAAAAUAGUGUCCCAAACAGCCAAGCCACACAUCCCACAGUGGGCAGUUUGUAUGAUGACUAUAAUUUUAUUGGUUUCCAGGAAGAUCUCCUCUAUGAUGCUGAUACUAAUGACCCGAUAAUCAAUGGCAGCAAAUUACCUCUUGUCUAUGACGAUGAGUUACUCAGGUCAUCCAACCAACCACUCGGGGGGGAGACCACAACUACUUCAGCUACAUUUGCACAUUCACCAGCCCAUGUGGGACAAAAAUGGCCGUCUUCAGAAUCUAAUGAAUUAAACCCGACUGGCAAUCCAAGCACGGUCACAGGAGGGUCAGUAGUAAAUGUUGAAAAACUGCCCAACAAUGCAUCAUCUUCCAAAAGUCAAAACAAGCAGUCAAGGAAUAAGAGUGGCCACAAGAAGACAAAAACUCCCCUCGGGGCAUCUGUGGCUCCCAGUGCGACGACCGCAACGUCGACGUCACUGGACACUUCGCUGCCACCCAACGGCAGUCGCUUUUCCCAUCCGACUUCUUCUUCUUUCCCAACUCAGCCUCACAUUGAAAUCACUGUGUCAGGAGCAAAGAACAUGGUCCACCCUGCUCAAGAUCGAGAUCUCCGCUGGGUGGUCGGCAACUGGAGUGAGUGCUCAGUCACGUGCGGCCUGGGGUCCAUGUGGCGCCGGGUGGAGUGCAGCGCAGGGAAACCGUCGCUGUGCACGGCCACGAAGAGGCCCGCCCCAACCCGGCGCUGUCACGUACAGCCCUGCGCCACCUGGAUCGUCGGCGAGUGGACCAAGUGCUUGGAGGGCUGCGGAGGAGAGCGGCGGACGCGCAAGGUGCUCUGCGUGGACAAGCAGGACGGACGAACCUUGCGACCCUCCCACUGCCAGUCCCUGCUGUCCCAACCGCCCGACUCCAUGUCCUGCAACACCCCGCCGUGCCUUGCCUGGGACGCUGGACAAUGGGGUCCCUGCUCACGUGCGUGUGGGGGAGGGACGCAGCGGCGCCCCGUUCUUUGCCCCAAGCCGGGACGAUGCUACAAGAAAAUGAAACCUGACAGCAGCCGCGCUUGCAACCUGCAGGCCUGCGCCGAAUGGCUGAGCGGACCAUGGGGCGAGUGUUCGGCAGCCUGUGGGGGAGGCGUUCAGAGGCGGCUCGUGAAAUGCGUAAAUGCCACAACGCGCAGAGCAGAGGACAACACGACCCUGUGUGAGCACGUGCCACGGCCGGACAAUGCUCAGAAAUGCAAUAUCCAUGAGUGUGAGACUCAUGACCCAAAGCACACGUGCGAGAAGGAUCGAAUGUCGUUUACAUUCUGCCGGCGUCUCAAGCUGCUGGGCCGAUGUCAAGUGGCAACCGUGAGGCUCCAGUGCUGCCUCAUGUGUCACCGAGACGUUCAACGCAGCCGCCCGAGGGGCAACGAACACGUCUCCAAAUAACGACCAAGGCGGCAUCUGUCAAAACCUGUGCUGUCCAUUUUAGUUUCCUCCAGUCCGGCGAGGCUGAUCAAGGGUCACAUUAACACCACCGUUCGUUCCCUUGGCCCUGUCGAAAUGGCUGUGGAUGAGUGAUGAACAACUCAAGGACGCCGACAGCAGUAAAGGGUAAAAUAAGUCCGUUCAUAUUCUUAGUUUUUUCGGUAAAGUCACGUUGAAGAGAAACAACAAAAUAAUUAAAAAAAAUGCGCCGUUUAAAAAUAAAUUUAUGCAAACCAACACACCUGAAGAUGACCGUUUGAGUUAU